Macrosiphum euphorbiae (potato aphid) is the source of this 636-nucleotide messenger RNA. Lineage: Eukaryota; Metazoa; Arthropoda; Insecta; Hemiptera; Aphididae. The record is from the annotation of a GenBank genome assembly.
AUGGGGAGUGAUCAUGAAUAUCUUCUUUUACACUGUGAGGUUCGAUGGUUAUCGAGAGGGAAUAUCUUGAAAAAACUAAUCGAAUUGAAGGAAGAUGUUUCGGUAUUCUUAGAACAAAAUCCUCCAACAUCUAAAGAUGCAAUUUUUGAAUUUAAGGACAGAUAUCAUGAUGCUAAUUGGUUAGUUAAGGUAGCCUACAUUUGUGAUGUGUUUGAUUUUUUGAAUAAUUUAAAUUUGGCACUUCAAGGUGAAAAUGUGAAAAUAUUUAAAGUAGUAGAGAAGGUGGAAGCUCCAACAAAAAAACUUAAUUUGUGGUCACGUCGCGUAAAAAAAGGAAAUUACGAGGCUUUUACAAUACUGACAGCAUUUCAAAAAGAGAAUAACAUAAGUUUCAUGCCAAACGAUACAUCAGCUCUUAUUCAGGAACAUUUGCAAGGACUGGAAGCUAAUCUAAAAGCAUAUUUUCCUCCAAUUCACAGUAAUAAAGCAUGGAUAAGAAACCCAUUUUCAAUCAAUAUUGAAACAACAUUUUCGGACUUAAAUGUUGAAUCAUUAAUUGAACUCUCGUGUGACACGGCACUCAAAGACAUAUAUAAGGAUCGACCAUUAAUACAUUUUUGGUUAUCUUGUCGUUAA